Erigeron canadensis is the source of this 1221-nucleotide messenger RNA. RefSeq lists its product as uncharacterized. The transcript has 4 exons. The record is from RefSeq and is a predicted model, not a curated record. The coding region runs from base 120 to 518 and encodes 132 amino acids. NCBI's taxonomy places the organism in Eukaryota, Viridiplantae, Streptophyta, Magnoliopsida, Asterales, Asteraceae.
GGUGAAACAUAGAAAUGUAUACAGCUUAUCGUGUUUUUUAUUGUAUGUACCUAUGUAUUACUUAGCCACCUAUCAUCAUGUAAGCAUCCAGAAACCGAUAAUCUUAUAAUGUUUGUAAAAUGUUUUUUGUUGAUGUGGCAGCUAUAUUAGCCAGUGUGUCAACCGUGGUGGCUGUUGAUGUUAGUUGGCGAGAUAAGAAGUUACUGUCUGGUGUGUCAUCAACAUCAAGUGAUGUCUUAGAUCCUUGCCUUAUGAAUAAUCAUCCACUAGCCAGCAUAUCAAAUACAGAAAAUAAGAACAUAUCACCAGUUGGCAUCAACCAUCAGAAGGAAUUUUUGAGUUUAACAAGGCAGGAGUACAUGGAGAAGAUAAGAGAGCUCAAUGAUAGACUUGAUAUGGUGAAGAAUAUAGCAAGACCAGGGUGUUCCUAUGAGUUAUUGAACACAGCCUUGUGUUACAUGUCCUCACUUGUCACUAUUCUUUCUGAGAUGCCACAAAAACUUCAUGCAUCACUUUGAACAAAAUUCCCUACACUGGUGAUGACAUCUUAUUGUUAUGCGGUGUGCGUUUUCAUUUUUAUUUUCUAUAACCAUCUUCUGAUAUUUAGAGACAUAUAUCUGGUUAGUUACGAGGGUUCUCAUGAACUGCUCCAUCUUAAUUGUUGUACCAUUUGUAAAUUGUAAUAUGAUGAUAAGGCAGUCAUUUAAAUAGCUGAUGGAGUGUUAGCCUUUCUAUAUGAGCUAUUGUCCUAAUCACCCCCUGAUUAUAUAGUUUGCUUAUUUCAACUGCUUCUACUCUACUUUGGCCACUUAUAUUCUUGAGAUUGUUCAAAUUUGGUGGCCACAAACAGGUGCAUAAUUAUUAACCAAUCAGAGAGAAGUUAUAGAGAGUAGCAUUGGGUUCAUGAGAACCAUCAGGCCAUCCUUAUGCCUCUCGUCCCGAGGACAUGAGGUAAUGUGGCAUGCCAAGCCUUGUGAAGUACACCAUGCAAAAUUCCAAGACAUCAGCCUUCGUUCCAUUUUGUCUCUGAAGGUGACAAGUGGUUUUGAGAUGAGAGAGAUGUGAUGUAUAAUUUUUCAUGGAACUUUUGAGAUAGUGAUACUAUUAAACUUCAUGCAAGUUGUUCGUUUGUAUAUCUGAAGUUGUAUGUAGUAAUGUUGUGAGUAUUAUUGUACCAGACAGCGAAUGACUACUCCAAAACUAGUGUAUCAAUUAUAUCAA